This is a messenger RNA of Argentina anserina (silverweed cinquefoil), 2651 nucleotides long. Its product is annotated as CO(2)-response secreted protease-like. The coding region runs from base 310 to 2643 and encodes 777 amino acids. Gene Ontology annotation, molecular function: serine-type endopeptidase activity. Gene Ontology annotation, biological process: proteolysis. NCBI's taxonomy places the organism in Eukaryota, Viridiplantae, Streptophyta, Magnoliopsida, Rosales, Rosaceae. The transcript is spliced from 9 exons. The record is from RefSeq and is a predicted model, not a curated record.
CACCACCGCACCCGCCUUCACCACCACUCACAGUCUCACAUAUCCACCGCACUACGGCAGUGGGAUUGAGUGGAAGUAUAGUUUAGUAUAGUAUUGCUAGUGUAUGCAGCUACGUGGCUUGACUUGAAGAAAUGAGCGUGCUCAUACCCACCAAGUAAGUAUUCCAAUGAAGCUAAACUCAUCGCCUUCGAUCGCCAUUGAAGUGCCUAACUCUAUCCAUCAUUCUCUAGUCGUGCACAUAUAAAAGCAAUCCUUAGCUUACUGAUCGUUACUUCAAGCCUUCAGGUGUUUCAUUCAUUCAAACUAAGCAUGAAAGCCAUUUCAAAUUUCUUGGCAUCCGCGGUUCUCUUCCUUAUGAUUAUUACAGCUAGUGCUGAUGAGACGAGCAACAGUAGCCGAGUUUAUAUCGUGUACAUGGGAUCUGCAGCUCCAAACUCUUUAACCAGCGCCACAGCUUCCUUGAGGACAGACCAUGCUCACCUCCUCACUCUUCUGACGAAAAGGAAAGCAAAUGCGUUGGUGCACAUAUACAGACAUGGCUUCUCAGGAUUCGCAGCUCGGCUAUCAGAGAAGGAGGCACUGUCCAUGGCGCAAAAACCCGGAGUUGUAUCUGUUUUUCCUGAUCACUUGUUGAAACUACACACCACUCACUCCUGGGAUUUCCUCAAGUAUCAGUUAGAAAUCGACUCAAUUCCUCACAGUAUAUCCGAGAAUGAUGAUGCUGCUGGUAAUGACAUACCACCGGACUCUAAAGGAUCUGACACCAUUAUCGGUAUUUUAGACACAGGUAUUUGGCCGGAGUCGGAGAGUUUUAGUGACAAGGGUAUGGGUCCGAUACCAUCUAGGUGGAAGGGAACGUGCAUGAAGGGACCUGAUUUUACUUCAUCCAGCUGUAAUAGGAAGCUGAUAGGAGCAAGAUUUUACAACUCCGAUGAAGUAAUAGCAGACAACGAUUCACCAAGAGAUUUUGUGGGGCAUGGUACGCAUGUUUCAAGCACAGCGGCAGGGAGUGUCGUACCGGGUACGUCCUACUAUGGCUUAGCUGCUGGGGCGGCCAAAGGAGGCUCCCCUAGUUCAAGGAUCGCGCUGUAUAAAGUAUGCACAUCAGAGGGUUGCUAUGCCUCGGCAAUUUUGGCAGCAUUUGAUGAUGCUAUUAGUGAUGGGGUGGAUGUUCUAUCUUUGUCCCUUGGUUCCUCAAUUUAUCAGCCAGAUUUGAGCAGCGACCCCAUUGCAAUGGGAGCUUUCCAUGCAGUGGAGCAGGGGAUUAUAGUCAUCUCCUCGGCAGGAAAUGAUGGACCAGACCGUGGAACAGUUGCCAACUUUGCACCUUGGCUAAUGACUGUUGCUGCCUCUACCAUCGAUCGGAACUUCAGGUCUGAUGUCAUCUUGGGGGGAAACAAAGUGAUCGAGGGAGUAGGCAUAAAUUUUUCUAGUCUCCAGAAGGUUCCUGUGUACCCACUGAUAUAUGCAGCAUCAGCGAAGACAGCAGACGCUGAUGAAUCCAACGCAAGAAACUGCGACGAACGAUCGUUGGACGGAAAAAUGAUCAAGGGAAAGAUUGUUAUCUGCGACACAGAUGUUCCUUUUUAUACUACCGAUGACCAAGUCGAAAUGGUGGAGAGUCUCGGCGCAAUAGGUGUAGUGUUUACCAGGGAUGAUCGCAUCGGGACAAUAGCAGACACAUAUGGAGCAUUUCCAGCAACCGCCAUCAGUUUAAAGGAUGCCAAAGACAUCUUCUCCUACAUCAACUCAACCAGAAACCCAGUUGCAACAAUCAUACCAACGGAGACCGUGACAAAGUAUAGACCCGCGCCCAUAGUUGCAUAUUUUUCAUCUAGAGGCCCUUCAGCUGCCACAAAUAACUUACUGAAGCCUGAUAUUGCAGCACCUGGUGUGAACAUUCUUGCAGCUUGGACUGGCAAUGACACAGCGGUUACUCCAGCCGGAAAAGAGGCCCCAAAAUUCAACGUGCUCUCAGGGACUUCAAUGGCAUGCCCACAUGUUUCUGGCAUAGCAGCCUCUGUCAAAUCUCAAAACCCCUCAUGGAGUCCAUCCGCCAUCAGAUCAGCCAUCAUGACAACAGCAACUCAAAUAAACAAUUUAAAAACCCAAAUUACUACAGAUUCAAGUUCUAUAGCCACACCAUAUGACUAUGGUGCAGGGGAAGUAACAUCAACCGGACCGCUACAUCCAGGGCUGGUAUAUGAAACCGACACCAUUGACUACUUGAACUAUCUCUGCUAUUAUGGGUUUGACACGUCCAAACUCACAAACCUUGCUAGAACUAUUCCAAAAGGUUUUUCUUGCCCCAAGGACUCCAAGGCCGAUUACAUAUCCAACAUCAACUACCCAUCAAUAGCAAUCUCAAAAUUCAAUGGAAAAGAAAGCAGAAAUAUAAGCAGGAUGGUUACAAAUGUUGCAGGAGAUGGUGAUAUUGUUUUCUUAGCAAUCGUGGAUGCACCUAAAGAUCUAAGUGUCAAAGUGAUUCCUGAUAAACUACAUUUUUCUAAGCACAACCAAAAGCUUAGUUAUCAAGUGAUUUUCUCUUCAACCAUACCUCUUCCCAAGGAAGACAUGUUUGGGUCACUUACAUGGAGCAAUGGACAAUAUAAAGUCCGAAGUCCAUUCGUUGUAAGUAUUUGAAAAUUGAC